CGGGAGCGUGGAGAUCGGCGCGCGUGCCGCAUCUGCGAGCGGACGCGGACGAGUGCAUCUCUCCAGCGAGUAACGGGAACCAAGCUGGGAAAUAGUCUCGUAGAGAUGCUGCACCGAGAUUCGUGCUCCUUAACGACCGAUUCUCACUGGUAAUAAGCACGCUCUCGGCCAGUAAUGUCACCGUUAUCGAGUUAAUUAUGGCGUGGAUCCAGACGAUCUGGCGACCAGACACUGGAAAUUCUGCUGACUUUCUAUGAACUUGUUUGGGAUCUUAGUUACCACGAUUAUGGGAUUUUCUUGCCAUUUCUUGGAAACUUGCUAUGUGUGAGAUUUCUGGAAGUUUUGGAUUGGUAAUAAUUGAAGAGGGUCAAAAAAUGCUGGAAGGAUUCGUAAGUAACUUUAUGAUUAAUUUACGAUUUGAAAUAAUUAACUGCUUAAGUUUCAAUUUCUUUUAUUUUUUUAUUUUGAAUUUUAGUUUCUUAGCCACCUGAUAUAUAUUGUUUCGUAAUCAUAGAUUUUAAUAUAGUAGGAAGUGAAAGGAAAGCAAGUGUUUCUAUAAAUACGAAAGAGACGAGAUUGUUUAUUGAUACGAAGGAUGUGUCAUAACAGAAAUGGUCGAGGGAUUAACUUUUUUUAUCUUGAUAACAUAACACGAGAAAGAUAGAAAAUUCCUAGAUAAAGAAACCAUUCCAAAUUGAUAGACGAAAUUGAUCAUUCUGAGUUAUCGAAUUCUUUCGUUAACAAAAUAGCUGUUUGAAAUACCUGAAUUUAAUCUUGAAUUUCAUAAAAUCUAUACUCUGAACUGUGUAGUAAAAUAGAACUCAAAGUCAGAAUAGCUACUGCAUAGUAAUACAAAUUACUUAUGAAUUACUUAUGAAUUUAGAGAAUUUAUACAGAUGUUGAAUACAUGCGUGAUGAAAAUUUGUAAAUUCUAAUUGGAUAAUUUUUGGAAGAGUCGUAACACAACUAGACGAGGAAGGCUCGUAGUUGGUGAUCUGGAAUGCAAAUUGACAGAUGGAUGUUUGAAGAUGCAACAUUUCAGAACGCUUAACACGAUAGUUUCUGUUAUGCAGGAUGUAGGUGAUGCAGCAGCCAGAUGUAGGUUACCAAUUGACUGCUUUGAAGACCCAUUCAAGGGGCGUUCGUAGUGAAUAGAGCGAUUAGAGUAAAUCUAAGCGCCUCACCACCCACUUAACUUUACGUGUGUAAGUCGUCGGUCAUGCGUUUCUUCUAUUUAAUCCCGACAGAAAUACUAAUCUCCCUUUGAUAACCCUCCUUCCUAGAAACAAAGGAAGAAUUGAAGGGGAAAAUGGUACAAAUAUCAACAUUUUCCAUUUGAUGAAACCUCAGUUGAAAUAAUUUUAAUGAAGUUUCAAGAAAGAUGAAAUUCUUUCCUUCGUACAUUAUGCAAAAUUUAAAUCACAUUCUUCUUUCUUAUAAUAAAUUUUAUAACCUGAACGUCCCAUUAAAGAAUAGUAACAUUGGUCACCGUUCUGUGAAGGACUCUUUGGCUCUUAAUUUUUCGGAAUUGCAUUCGUUAUUUACUAUGAUUAUAUUACACUUUGAUUACCUUGCAACAAUCCUUGAAUCUUUAUACUUCAACCUUAUUUUUAUUUCAAUAAACAGAAAGGCUUUUAAUGUUUCAUGGAAAUAAUUUAAUAUAAAAUUGGAUAAUAACGGUACUUUCAUAUCUGCUUCGAUUUCAGAUGCUUUCUAACAUUAGGGAAAUACGAUUGGGCCGAUAACGGCUAAAAGAAAGCAACAUGAUUAGUUCUAAUAUACGAUGUAGAAAUUUCAAUUUUGAUUUGGAAUGAUUCAUAAUGAUUUUUCUUUCAGAUUCUUCAAUUAUCAUUUUCCUUUUUAUUCAACUAUCUUAUCACUUCUUUACAUAAUUAAGUUCUAAAUAGUAUUUCCAACUUUGAAGUCUCUAUUUGUUUCUCCAUUCUAAAAGAUCUUCUAGGAUAAAGGUACCAAACGAUAUCGCGGAUCUAAUCUGGAUAUACAUAAAGUUGUGACGCAGAGAAUGUUCGCUGAUUCUUAUCUUGAGGAUAGUAUCGGUUGAAAUCAAUUUCACCACGGCGUAAUAGUAGGUUCUAGCGUCAACUACGAUCGUUUCUGAUCCAACAUAAAAGAUCGCGAUCGAAUUAUAUGUGAGGAGACACAUUGAUCGCAGUCUCCGUGUAAAAAUCGCGGACCAUAAUUUUGCCUCGUUAUAUGUGCAUGUCAUACCCCGAAGAAAUUUUAAAGAGAAUAAUGGAUUCAAGAAAACUGAAUUGCGUAAUUGACGUACAACGAUCCUGGAAACGUGUGGAAUUUCGCUGAAACUUUCAAAAAUUUGCCACUCCCUCGACGCUAAUGAGGAUAUUCAAAUUGGACGUACGAUGAGAACCUGUUGCGAGGGAAAUUAUUGUGUCUGUUGGAAAUUCUGUCACUAAAUUCAUAUUUUUAAUUAACGUUGAAUCAAUGUCUGUGUUCCUUCGAGUUUAAAACAUUAGCAAUUUUAAUGAAAAUUAGAACUAUUAAGGUGGUCCGAUAAAUCCAAUUUUUUACAGAAAUUUUAUAGAUUUACAACGGUGCAUUUUUGCAUUUUUCCCUGCAUUACAUAUUUCUUCGUAUAUGUGUCUUUCAUUUUUAUUCCACUUACUCGUUUUCUGUUCUACUUCAGCCAUCGGUAGUUUCAAUGUUUCUAGGAAUUUUUCAAUUUAUUGAAAACUAAUUGAGAAAACGGGAUAGUCAAAGAACCAUGUUUUCGCAGUGAAUCUUCCAAUUAGAAUAGACUAAAAUUAAAACACUGAAAAGUUUUUUGAACUGUUAUUGUGACAUACGUAGAUCGUGAAAAGGUUAUGAAAACCAACAAAGUUGCGUAACACUAGUAACUUUUUCUAAUCGGAAUAGAAGUCUAUUUGAAGUCAGAUUGAAGAAGAUUCUUAGAGCAUAUCACGUAUGAGCCAACUUAUGCAAUUUUCAUAUGUCUGUGAAGCCUUACGAACGUCGGAACAGCGUAUUACUUCAAUCCGGCUGAAUUUACCGAUCGAUACCUCGAGCAUCGAAAUAGUUUUCUUCGGUUAGUGAGCAAAGGAAACACCCCGCUGUAUUUAUUAUUAGUUUUGUUUUGUUUCAAUGCGGAGAUAAAUUAAAAAAGAUAACGUGACAUAACGUAGGCACGUAGUUGUAAGCUGACACCGUGAGCUCAUCGUUCUUUCAACCCGUGAGACGGCUAUACCGCCCACUGCGAGACAAAAAGGACGUUCUUCAUUUGAUGAAACAAGUAGAACAAAACUGGUUUUCGCAGAGAAUCUCAUGCCACGAACGCGCGUUUCGUUUAUUUAAUAAGGAUGCUGAUUUGCCUAUUCACGGUUCGAUCAUUUCUUACGGAGCCAUUAUGCGAACAAAGAAGAUCUCGUCUCUAUGCUUACACAAGCUUAAUAAUUAGGGAGACUCUUCUCUACCGUGGAUUUCUAAUUAAGAACCGUUCAGUUCGUUUGACGUGUGACGGGCUCUGAUUAUGUGCUUCGAAAAUGGUCAUUGUAACUGAAGCUUUUGUUGGAAUUGAUUGUGAAUUUUUGAAAUUGUUGAUAUUAAGCAACUCGUUUGAAUAAGUUUGAAACUAAUUGAUGAAGGUAGAUUGUUAAUAAAAGAAGGAGGAGUGUCGAAUAUAAAUGAAAUGAAGUGAAGCUAAUUGAGAAAGAGUUGGGCUAGGUUGCAACCAGGUAAUUAAAUUUUCUCUGAAAAUUUGCUCAAUUAGAAAACUUCGAUAGUUCGUCAUAUAAUUUCUCCCAGAGUGCUGGUAAUGAUUUUCUGGUGGAACUGUGUGUUCGUCAGAAAAAAGCUAAAAUUGUAAUAUAGUUAUCGAAAUAGUACAACUGUAUUGUAAAUGAUCAAAGAAUGCUUUUUAUAAUAAGACAAAAAAUUAAGAUAUACGAAUCUUACGCUUGAAAAAGAUAAAAGAUACUAAAAAUUUAUAAUAGCGACUCAAAUAUCUCAUACUUUAAGGAAAUAAGCUAGUACGUAGCAAGCUGCGAUGGGUGAUAAAUUAUUUUUUAAUGGUUUUCACUUUUCAAAACUAAAGCUUUUAAGUUAUGAUAAAAAGGAUCUAUUCGCAUUUCUUUUAUAAUAGUUACAUUUCUAGACAAAGUAAUAUUGUAAAAUAAAAAGGAAGCACGUUGAGAGCCACUGAUUCCUUAUGUCCUUAUUUCUUGGUCGGAGGAUCCGCGAAGAGGCGCCACGGGGAUGUCGCUGAGCGAGCUGUCCUCUCGUCUUUCAGCCACUCCCAUUUUCAGCUACCGAGUUACUGCCACUCUGUCAAUCUCACCUGACAGUCGCGUCCAAACGAAGAUACACUCCCGACAAUGAAUAACCCUCCGAGUCGCCAUUCACCUUGUCACUGAGAGGAAAAGUUGCGUCGUUUGUAUCCCACGAUAUUGCAAACGCGAUCAGUCUUGGAAAUUAGUUCUACGAACUCGUUGAAUACUGAAUUUCAAUGCACUCGUCCCAAUCGAAUGGAAGAAGUUAUACUUACGGACAAAGAUAUUCAUGAAUUUCGUCUUCGUUAAUGCAAUCAUAAUUAUUACUUCUUUUUCACUUCACAGUCACUACGGGAAUAUUAUACAGAAUGCAUCGAAAAGGGUAAUACCCAAUUUUGAAGGGAAAAGAGGAGAAGAAUGAAUCAAUUUCUGUUCGACAAUAUUUUUUCGAAAUUAAACUGUUUUGCAUACAAUUUCCAUUUACAAUAGUUAUGUAAAUGUGUAAAUGCAUUAUAAUUGUUCUCCACAGUUCUGAAGAACACUGUUAAUAAAAGUAAUUUUGCACGAGAUGAAAACAACCAAUUCUGUUGGAUAAUGAAAAGAAUAUUUGAUGAUGUUGGGGACGAUUGGAAUCCUGAUCAUGUUACUAUGUUUAUUUUUUCCCCCAUCAAAAGAUUUCAACAACCUUUCCAAAUUACCUUCGAUAAUGCGUAUAAAUUAUGUAACCUUCCAAUUCACCCCCUUUCGCACCAAUACGCUCCAAUUAAAUUUCACACCAAUAUAAAACGACCAUAAAACCAAGGGAGAAAAUUGCACCAAAUAAUUUCCCGACGUUUCGCCGAUAAAAAUACAACUUCAAGCAAAACUUUUAAGCUUCGAAAACAUGAAAGCCUUGUCCCUAGGCGUCUCAUUUGAAUAAGACAAAUGAAGACAUCCGGGAGACACACGGCGAGAACGAUGAAGCUGAUAGCUGAGAUUGGGCCAGGGAUCACCUACGGCGUGUAUACGAGGCAUCGAACCGUACCGAUUGAUUACGAUCGUUACGAAGACAAUGGUGGACACGGGCUUAUUCUAACGACGACGGCUCUAACUUUGGAACCAGGAGGAUUACCUUGGAUGGUCUGCCACGGUUAGCAAAGGAUCGAGUUUUGUCCGCUGAAAACCGAUCUCCUGUCUACUACCCACGCCUUGAUAUCUUUUACUAUUCCUCAGUUUUUCGAUCUGACGAUCGUACUAUUUAGAGAUAAGAAACUAACUAUAAUCAAAAUUCAUAGCUUUUCAUAUUUUUACUCGGUUAUUUACAGUGGCGGACAGAAGAAAGUUUAAAGCUGACACUCGUGUAUAUAAUCAUAAUUUCUAUCAACAUCUUUCUUGUCGUUUAUUACAUUAAUUCAUAUUAAUUUAUAAUAAUUAUAUUAUACAUUCAUUUCUCUCGUCACUUAUAAUUCACUUUUGCAAAAUUAUAACGUUUCUUCCGUUUUAUUCUUUAAAUUUUCUUCUGGAUGUUACUGCAUAUGUAUAAAUUCCUAUUUAUACGUAUGAAUAAAUAGUUAAUAGAAUAGAAUGUAAGCAAACGAUUGUUCUACUUAUUAAAUAUUAUAACAAACACUAUACUUUGGAUAUUUUAUACAGGAUAGCUCAGAAAUUAUGGUAGCAACUAGCAAGUCAGGAAUGUGGAAUAAAUCUUUUUCAGUUUCUGAGGAAAGCAUAUCUGUUGAAACUCUAUUUUCGUGGAAAUGAGGACUUGAAUAGAAAAAUUGUAUUCUACGUUUUUCACUUAUUUUCGCACGUAGAUUAAUCUUCUGUUUACUCAUUUGGUAAGUACCAAUUAUAAGUUACCAAUUGGUAAGUUGACAAAUUUACGUAUAUUAAAUUUUCCAAGUACGAUUUUAUCGAAAAUGAAGCGUAGUAUGAAAUGUGUUUACUCUAUACUUUUGAUUCUGCUAUUAUUACUGGCUCUCUUUGUAUCUUUUUAUAAAUUAGAUAUUUGCAUUCCGUGUAUUACUUGUCGAUUUUUGUAGCUUCAAAUCAACAUCUAGAUAUAAAUGUAUGAAAGCUCUCAGGAUUUACGAUCCUACACAAGAAAAUGAAAUUACGCUAUAACCAAUCAAACCCAUCUUAUCAUUCCUUCGUAUAUUGCUACGUUUUAUCAUGCAAAUCGAACCGAGUAACCGUAAAAGCGACCGUCCUUCGAAGCUUAGUAAAGCAUGUCGAAUAAAAUCCUAAGAUUGUGGCGUCACGCGAGAAGAUCUCGUUUUCGAUCCCCGGUUUUAGUCUCGAACGACUUGAUUGAGCAGUUGAGGCCGAUCGAGACGUGUUGGGGAUCGUUUAACUCGUGGUGGAUCGAGGUUGCAGGCGGUUUGCCACAAUUUGUCUGGACGGCGAAGUAACGUGUUAACGGGCUAGAAAGUGGCUGCAGGUGUUGUUAGCUUUCGUGACUCGACGCGUUAACGGGAGCGUGGCGUUUUCGCGUGUCGUGGCGCGCGCGGCACCUUCGUGUUGCGAAAGAGUAACGUUUUCUCGAGAGCAACGCGAAAAUGUAUGUAAUCGAGGAGCGGUGGAGAUUCUGGUGGUUCUAUGCGUUUCGGAUAAUAGCGGAACGUUUUCCAGCGAACGAAACUUCCUAUUCAGGAAGGACUAGCUCGAAGGAAUCGAGAGGCGCGUUAUCCUGGUGACUGUGCCUCGUGAAAGGAAGAAAGUUUGCGUACGAAGCGUACACCGGCGUUUUGUGCCACGGUUCUCGAAAGUAUGAACUACGGAAACUACGGCAUCUCUAGAGGGAAGGUAAUGAUAUUGGGGAUUGAGAAACUGCGCUGACAAGUUAGGUUAAAGACACCUAUUCUCUACGCCUACCACAAAACUUUCUUUUCAUAAUUCAAGCAUUAAAAUCCAACUGGAGAAAUAUCUUACUCCUACCGCUAAACCAUCUCUCCGAUACUGGAACCACAGAAAAUACGUGUUACACGAAGUUAACACCUCGCAAUUCCUCCGCCUCCGACAUAUGGCAAACAAAUCUAACAAAUAUAAAUGGAGGAAGGAAGAAGAUUUGUCUUGAUCAGAGGAACAUAUUCGAUAUGGUUCUAGACGCGCGGCGAAUGAAUCAUGUUGCCGACUGUAACCGUGUAUAAAACUAUAUCGAAGCCACCCCCUUACAAGAACGUAUAACGGUUGAAAAAGGGGGGGUGUAUGUGUCGGGAUAGAAGGGGAGGAUGGCACGUUUCUGCGCAACUCCGAGGGCUUUUCCCCUGUCCCUCGCCAUCUGCUGGAAGCUGCACGAGUGAGGAGAUGUAUUGAACAGGCUGAAUGCGCGUGCAGAGAUGCGCGAGUAUCCGCGAAUUCCCGGCAGCACGGGGCCGCAGUCCGCACAAUAAAGAAAAAAAUUGCCACAGAGUUAGGGGAACAGAGAGGUGGCGAGCGAGACAGAGACAGAGACACCGUCCUAAUCCUCCUGGACGCCGAAGAGGCAGACUCGAUUAAUAGUCACGGUCGCGAGAGAAACGACGUCGUCCUCGUGCGCGCGGUGCCUCGGGAUGAGACUGCUGCUACUUUAAGCGGAGCUUCCGGAACGGAGUACCGUUCAAUGGGCCACCGCGUCUGGUGAUCAUCAUCUCUGGUGAAACAGUUUUUCAAUUUGUGUCUCCCGUCUCGUAAAUCGUUCUAUCAACGCGUCGUUACUCACGAGUUCAACGAAUAAAACGAGUUGUUCGGUCGACGUCGAAACGCGUGUGAGUCGUUUUGUCCGGGAAACGAGCAGUAUCAGACAAACGCCUGAUAAAAUGAGACCCGGCGGCUUCCUUCUGUUGCAUCUUCUGCUUUUGUGUAUCUUUUUCCUCGCGUCGGAAGCGAGACUCGGACAACAAGCGGCUGACGACGACGACGACGACGACGACGAUGAUUGGGACGACGAAGACGACGAGGACGACGACACCGACGAGCAGAGUUAUCAAACGAAACCGGAGGUGGACGAUGACGGACGCAUAUACAAGAACCCGAGGAAUUCCCCGUCGGCGGCGUGUCCAAGAAACGAGGGACAGGCGGAAUUGCUCGGCCAGAAGUGUCUGCGAAAGUGUUCUACUGAUGAAGAUUGCAAGAGCAAGAAGAAGAAGUGCAGAUGCGACGGUGUUUGCGGGAUGUCUUGCAUCAAGCCUGAGAGAGAAUGCCCGGCGCUGAGCGAUAUUCAGCACGGUGUGAAGUCAGAGACUGGAAGAUUUUUCGGCGAUCAAGUCCAUUACACUUGUGAUCCUGAUUAUUUCACCGUCGGUGUUACCGAGAGAACGUGCAGGGCCGACGGUAAAUGGACCGGCACGACGCCUUCCUGCAAGAAGGAUGUCAGUUCCUUCUGUUCUCAGCCGCCUAAGGUGAAAAACGCGCGACACAACGCGCUCUCUGAACAGACCACUUUCGACUUGGACAACGAAGUUCAGUACUUUUGCGACCAUGGUUACACGACUACCGGUAUCAGAAAGGCGAGGUGCCUGUUGAUGGAAGGUAUUGCUAGCUGGUUCGGACCUGACAUCACCUGCGAGCCGCAGAAAUGUGGACCUCCCGCGGACAUUGCGAACGGCGGGUACGCCGGCGAAUGUUAUACGUACGAUUGCAGUGUGUCGUAUCACUGUAUGGAUGGCUACGAAUUAGUUGGCAAAGCGGAGAAGCUAUGCUUGGCAGAUGGCACAUGGACUCCUAAAGAAUCACCACAAUGUGUGCAAGUUACAACGGUGCAAUGCCCGAAACCGGAGAAUCCAGUGAGCGGGAACGCGGUGUACACUUCGUAUGCAUACAAUUCCAUCGUGUCGUACGAAUGCAAGUAUGGAUACACAGUGGUCGGCGCGACGACCAGGCGUUGCGGGGCAGAUAGAAAAUGGACCGGAAAGACACCUACCUGCCAAGAGAUUAAUUGCGGUUCACCUGGUGUUCUGUACAACGGUUGGAUUGAGAAUAUCGAGGCGGGUACCGGUCUGGGUGCCAGUAUAAUUUUCCGCUGCAACGACCACAUGAAGCUCGAGGGAAAUACCUCGUCGGUUUGUCAGAUCGACGGAAAGUGGCGUUAUCCAUUGCCGCAGUGUCUUGCACCUUGUGUCGUGCCUCAAAUAGAAAACGGUAACAUCACGGUGGCCAGCCACGAUAGGGAUCACAUCAACAACGUGACUGUGGUCGAGCAUGGCGAGAGAUUGCUAGUUUUUUGUGAAGAAAAUUAUGAAUUCGCGGCGAACAACACGCCCGUGGUUUGUAAUAAUGGCACGUGGUCCAUCGUGCCCAGUUGCUCGCCUGCCAGGUGCAAACAAUUGCCUAAAUCGCCCAAAAAUGGAAUGGUGAUAGCACCCAAAACCGAUCACGGAAUGAAAGCGAUAUUCAAGUGCAAAGAUGGCUUUGAACUUGUCAAAGAUGGACCAGACAACAUCACGAGGUCGGUGAAAUGUCAAUAUGGAAAUUGGAUCGGAGACAUUCCUCACUGCAUGCAAGUGUUUUGUCCUUUCCCUGGUUUCAUCGAGAAUGGAAAGGUCUUCUUGAUGGGCAACAUGGGAGUCUAUGAUUAUAGGCCGUAUGUGAAGAAGGUUGUGAAUAACAAGCAGAUUAUGUAUGAUUGUGACAAAGGAUACGUCCUGGAUGAUGGACCCACUGGAGCAACUUGUGUUGGAGGAAGCUGGAGCCCUAAGGAGCUGCCCAAGUGCAUUCCUGGACAGCAUCCUAGGCUCAGAUGGAGCAGACGUCGAAGAUCCGUGAAUGAGGAAGAUCUUACUAUGAAUUACAGAAAAUUCAUCGAGUUCUUCCGCAAGAUCGGCAAGAAGCUGCUGCAUCUCGAGAUGAACAAGAGCAAAGAGCACUCGAAGCAUAAGAUCGAGGCGAAGAACUCGAACUCCAGCCAUCACGACAACAGCACUGAAGCUCUAUCGUGGAAGAAGCAUCCAGGCCAUGGAAACAGAUCGCGUCUUCGCGAGGAGAAGAUGAUCGACUUUCUUAAAAUCGUCUAUCGUAAGCUGCAACGCAUGGACGCCAGACAAUCUAACAAUUCCACCAAUGGCAGUAUGCACGAUCUUCUAAACGCUAUGAGUAAAAACUUCUUCCACGUAGAUCUAUCCGAAUCUCGGAAGAAUAAUUCCGGCAGAGGUCGUUCGGAAUUUGAAAUUCGAAACCAGAGAGAAUUCAUCAAACUUAAACGAGAGUUCGAGAGGAUCAUGCGAUUUUAUAAUAAGUCAAUGCGUUGGAACGAGAAGCAGAAUCGAAAGGAUUCAAAGAAGAAAGGCCAAUCUCACGGGGAAAAGGGGAAGAAAUCAAAGGACAAGAAGAAGCAUCGUAAAAAUUAUUACAAAGGAUUCUACGAAUUCGUGAACAGUUACGUAACCGAAAAACUGUCUAUGUUGGAGGCCCGGAACGCCACCGAGGAGCUGAUCAAAAACAUGAAGAUCGACAAGUUCACCGUGCGAAACGGCACAACGUUCACAGUAGGUGAGAUGUACGCGUUCUUCAAACAUAUCAUAGAGGCUAAAUUAAACAACACGGAGGACACGACGCUGGGGGAACCGUCGACAACGGCGUCUUCGUUUUUCACGAGUACAACCGCCGCCAUUGGCAGCGGGAACAGUAGCAGCAGUACGGUGACGACUUCGAGCACGUCGACGACAAGCGGCACGACUACGACGCUGGCGACGCCGAGGGAGAUCGAGGCGCGUGAUAAUCGAUCUUCGACGAUGGCCAGUAACGAGUCUUCGAUGCUGGACAACGAGAUCCCAGCCAAAGAAGGAGUGCCAAAGCACCGCAGCAAGCGAAUACGAAACGCAUCCGAGGACAGUGGUCCUCCGCGUCAGAAGAGGAGGCUGCUGUCCCUGAACGAGCUGCUGAUAGCCAACAAGAAGAGCACCAACAACAUUGCCGGCUCGUCGUCGUGGAGGAGCGAGAAGCAAUGGGCUACAAAGAGGUUCAGGGCCUACGACGACGAAAAGACCAGGCUGUUUACGUUCAAAGAGCUCGAGGCUCAACAACAAAGUCGCUCUAAACGAUUCCUGCCACCGUCUGAGCUGGAUAAUCAAAUCUUUUUAAAAAAUUUAUAUCUACACGCGUACGAGGACGAAUAUAGGGCGAACGUGAAACGUUCGAUCGUUCAAGGAAAUCAUACGAACGAGCAGCAGCCGACUGUGUACAGGAGGCGUAAGGGCAACCUGGGCGCGUACGAGAUCAAAUGAACGAAAAGCGGAAUUAAUUGUGUUGUGAUAUUAUUGACGGAAUUUACUGAGGUCAUUAAUACCGAUAUCAAUUCGAUUUUAGGCGAGUAUACAUAAUAUACGAUAGGAUUAUAAUCGUUGUCCCUCGUCGAUGCGCAUUGUAAGACGUGUAUCGCGCUUUUUUCAAUGAAUCAAUCUUUUUCCAUUUGUCGAGUCUCGGUGUAACCUGGUUUUACGAUGGGGUUCAGUCAUUAUUCGACACUUAUUCGCGGCGAUGCGAGCUGAUAGAAUUUCAACGGUUUGUUCCAGGUAUUCCCUUUUGUUUUUUUCUUUCCUUUCAUUGUGUUUUCCUCGUCGUGAUAAUUGAUGGUUAUUCGAUAAGUCGAUGAUUAUUCGAUGUCUUUUUAUCUAUGGAAUGCGAAGAUUAGUGCACAAGCCCCUUGUCCAGUUGAAAUCGUUGUCAAAAGGAGAGGGUUAAAAGUGUGUUACAGGGUUUUUAAUCCACAACGUUUAAGACUGAUCAACUUCGAAUUUUUAACGUAACUUUUAGGGUUUCUUCGCUUUCUUCUGUCUACAACGGAUAAAUUUUCAACGUUGAAUUUUUGAAGAGAGAUUGAUGAAAAAAUGCUUGCCAAAUUUCCUUACUUUUAUUAGUCUGUGAUACUACGGGAAAGCAGUAGUUCUUCACUUAGUGUAACGAGCAUAUAUCGUUAAUAAGAUAAAUAUGAAGAACGAAAAACAGAAUCAAAAUGGAGACGACGUAUUGACUACAAGGGGUGUAAAAGUAUUUUAGAUAUGGCUGUCGCUGAAAGUAGAGAUAAUCGCCAGCACAAGUGCAGCGUGUCGUUCUGUUUUCAAAGUAGCCAGCUCGCAUCGCAAAAAGUAUUUUAAACUCUUUGAAAAAUCGUAUUAGUAGAAGGAUAUGUUAAACGUAUUUUAAGUAUAUCGUGGAAAAGGCAUAAAAAAAAAAGAAAAAAGAUAAAACGAAGAAUAAAAGGAUUUAAGAAAAAGAAGACGAGUCGAGAAGGAAAAAAGGUAGAACACGUUCGGAACUCGUUCGAUCAAAACGAUCUUCCGUUGUAUAAUCGAUUAAGUUUUCACGAACCGCGAGGCUGUGUUUGUUAAACUAUUAUAUCGAUUAAAAAAAUAGGUUUUUUAACUGUUAUUAUCGAAAGGCAUUGUAACGUUACGACGUUGUAUAUAAUACAUUCACGUUGAUUUCACGUGUUUCUCUCCUCGGUUUGAUACCAAGACGAUAAGAUAUAUAUAUACACAUACGGUCGUAUCAAUACUCCCGUCCUCGUCUCUUCGUAAUUAACUUUUACUUGCGAAUGUUUCAAAUCCACAGUACACGCAUACAUAUUUGAAACCAUUUGUAUCGGUCGAUCGAUCGAUCGACCCUUCUCAAACAAAGAAAGACACUGCGAAUCAAACCAUACACCACUCGUAUACAGACACUCGUGCAUUUUUAUGAAUGACAAGUCAUGGACAAGUAUCAUUAGUGAAUAAUAAGUAUUAUGAUACGAACAAUA
This is a messenger RNA of Bombus pyrosoma, 12933 nucleotides long. RefSeq lists its product as uncharacterized. Gene Ontology annotation, molecular function: peptidase inhibitor activity. NCBI's taxonomy places the organism in Eukaryota, Metazoa, Arthropoda, Insecta, Hymenoptera, Apidae. The transcript has 7 exons. Gene Ontology annotation, cellular component: extracellular region. Bases 8021 to 11422 code for a protein of 1133 amino acids. The record is from RefSeq and is a predicted model, not a curated record.